Arvicanthis niloticus (Nile rat) is the source of this 3502-nucleotide messenger RNA. It is a transcript of the gene Aste1, whose product is annotated as asteroid structure-specific endonuclease 1. The record is from RefSeq and is a predicted model, not a curated record. Gene Ontology annotation, molecular function: nuclease activity. NCBI's taxonomy places the organism in Eukaryota, Metazoa, Chordata, Mammalia, Rodentia, Muridae.
CAGUCAUCAUGGGUAUCCGGGGACUAAUGAGCUUUGUGGAAGAUUAUAGUAAUGAAUUCUUCGUUGACUUGAAAUUACGGAACACAAAAAUUAUCAUUGAUGGCUAUUCUCUUUUCCACCGACUUUGCUUCAAUUCAAACUUGGAACUAAGGUAUGGAGGGGACUAUGAUUCAUUUGCAGAUGUUGUACAGAAAUUCUUUGAAUCACUGUUUGCUUGUCAUAUUUGUCCAUAUGUUGUAUUAGAUGGAGGAUGUGACAUUUCAGAUAAAAAGCUGACAACUUUGAAGGAUCGAGCCAGAGAGAAGAUCCAGGCCGCCCGUUCCCUUUCUCUUGGUGGGGGUGGGAAUGUGUGUCCCUUACUCAGCCGAGAAGUGUUCAUACAGGUUUUGAUCAGGCUUAAGGUAUGUUUUGUCCAGAGCUUUUCAGAAGCAGAUCGGGACAUUAUGACACUUGCCAAUCAUUGGAAUUGUCCUGUGCUAUCAUCAGAUAGUGACUUUUGCAUUUUUGACCUGAAAAGUGGGUUUUGCUCACUGAAUAGCUUUCAGUGGAGAAAUCUGAACACUAUUAAGGGUACACAAAAUUACUAUAUUCCUGCCAGAAGCUUUUCCCUUGAUGCAUUCUGCCAUUACUUCAACAACAUGAACAAAGCUCUACUGCCUCUUUUUGCGGUGCUAUGUGGAAACGACCAUGUUAAUCUGCCCAUCAUGGAGACAUUUAUAAGCAAAAUACGUCUACCCCUUAGCUCUAAGGGGAGGAGAUAUCACCGAGUUCUAGGACUUCUGAACUGGCUGUCUCAUUUCAGUGACCCCACUGAAGCACUAGAUAACGUUCUCAAGUCUCUCCCUAAAAAGAAUCGAGAAAAUGUUAAGGAACUUCUCUGCUGCUACAUGGAGGAAUACCAGCAGUCCCAGGUGAAGCUUCAGGACUUCUUCCAGUAUGGUACUUACGUCUGUACGGAUGCUUUGGAUCUGGGUUUACCAGAGUGGGUACUGGCAGCUCUGGCCAAAGGCCAGCUACCACCUUUCAUCAGUGAUGCUUUGGUGCUCCAAAGGACUUUUCUUCACACACAGGUAGAAAAUAUGCAGCAACCAAAUGCCCACAGAAUAUCUCAGCCCAUCCGCCAAAUCAUCUAUGGACUCCUUUUGAAUGCCCCAUCACACCCAGAAGAUAUAUCCCAGAAUACACUGCCUUCCCAGCUUCUGGCUUUCAAUGAAGUGGAAAGAAUUAAUACAAAUAUCAAAACAUCAACUGUUUAUGCAAAACAACUGCUCAAGGAUCAUUAUGACUUGAGCAAACUGGCUGAGCUCCCCUUGGCUAGGCGGCAGAUGCUUCUGUUAGAAGCCCUGAAGGUCAAACAGGUUGUCCUGGAGUCCAUCCCUACUUUUCUGAAGUUGCCCAUUGCUGUGACUUGUUACUGGUUGCAGUCCACAGAGGCCAAGGCAAAGCUCCAUCAUCUGCAGGCCCUACUGCUGGGGAUGCUGAGGGAGCCCUUGCAUGCCAUCGUCAACAGCCCUGGAAAUAUGGACCCCGUACCCAGGCAGGCUCAGUGCCUUGCUUCCCGCUAUUUGUAAAAGGUAAUGAAGAUCCACAGAGAGAUGGUGCCAAGAUGUUGUAUGAGGAAUUACAACAGGUGAAGACACCCAUUCGACCGGGUAAAACACUGGAUUUGGACACAGCGCACGUCUUCUGUCAGUGGCAGUCCUGUCUCCAGAUGGGGUUGUAUCUCAACCAGCUGCUGUCCACUCCUCUGCCAGAGCCAAACCUAACUUGGUUGUACAAUGGAAGCCUGGUCCACGGACUCUGCCAGCGACUGCUAGCAUCCAGUUCUACAGACAGCCUCCUGAGCAUAUGUCAGGAGGCAAAGCAACUUUAUGAACAUUUGUUCAAUGCCACAAGGUCAUAUGCCCCAGCUGAAUUGUUUUUACCAAAAGCUAAAGCAAAAGCAAAAGCAAAAUCAAAAAAAGGGAGGCAGAAGAAAAAGGGUACCAGCCUGGGAACCACUUCAGACAACAGGCACUGGUAUGACAGAAGCAACCGGUUUGGUGUGUUAAUGCCUGAAAGCUUGGAGGAGCACGUAGAGAACUCAGAGCUUGAAUAAACAGUCUGUAGCACACAAGAUUUAUAGCUGGGACUUUAAGAUGGCUCUUUCCUCCCUUGAAGCUAAUUUUUCUUUAGGACUAACCUAUUUUGAGAUAAACUUUAUAAGAGAUCAUCUGAAUUCUAAGAUAUUUUGUACUGUAUGUAUAAUACAGCCUGACUUAAGAAAUGUCUGUAUUUAUGUGUGUUGGGGAUGGAGAGCCAUGGUACUUGUGUGGAAGUCAGGGAACAACUUGAAAGAGUUGGUUCUGAAUCCACCAUGUGGGCUCCAGGGAUCAACCUCAGGUUGUCAGGCUCAGAGACAAGGACCUCCACCUCCUGAGCCAUCUCACUGGCUCGGAAUCAUCUGCAGUUCUUCAUUGUGCUUUCAGUCCUCAUGGCCCUUUUCAGAAAAUAGUAAUAUUUUAUAACCUUUAUGUUACAGUAACAGCCAACUAUAUUUAUUUUCCAUAAAAUCUGGCAGUAAUCAUUUUAUUAAAAAAUAUUUUGGUUUUGUUUUUGAGUUUGAAAAGUCUGGGUCUUAAAGUCCGGGAGUCUGAGAGACAGUUAGAAAUGUGGUAAAUUAGACUACAUAUGGUUGAUAAACUCAUAGGUACACUACAGGUCUUAAGAGCAUGUUUUAACUGUUAACAGCCCCCAAACAUACACAGCAUUCUGAGCUGAUACAUCCAGAGCAGAAGAGAAAUGAAAAUCUCAGACCAAUACUAGUCUUCCACAUGCUGAGUUUUGAGAAAGACUCUAACACUUCAUUUUUGAUUUUUGCUGUGCUAGAGAUCUAACCCAGGCUCUGCGCAGGCUAAAGCAAGCACUCCACUGAGGUAGACCCUCAGCUACCAGUCAGCAUUUUAUAAAUCACACAAUUAGGACAGAAAAUAACACAUAAAACACCUAUUUAGUGGUUGUAAAAAUGUGUAUCUUACUACAGUCAAAACUAUAGAGUGUGAUGACACAUCCCUAUAAUCCGAAAAUCGGGGCUGAGACAGGAAAGUUGAAGGUUUGAGGUCACCUUGGGCAACAUUUUAAGCUUUGUCUUAAGAAUCCAAAAUAUUUGAGAGGUGCUAUUUUAAAAUUACUAAUACCAGCAGGUUUAUAAAGGUGCUGCCUGGUUCUGAAGCUCAGACAAGCAAUCAUGAACAAGUGGGACGAGCAUAGUGGGUCAAGUCUAAAGUGCAGUCUAACUUGCACAGCUGUGGCUCCUCCUCCUGUUGAACCACCGGAUAUUCCAUCAGUCAUCUUAAUAAUGGCUGAAAGCUGCCAACUUGAGCCAGCUCAUCUGUAGUUCUUAACAGUUAGCAAUUUUCUUGUGGGUUGAUCUGGUGCUGCUGUGUAUUCAAAUGCUAAAUUCUCUACCCCAAGAUCUGAUUGUCUACUGACUUCUUAUGUAUAUCAGUUUUUGUUGUGCAAA